ACACGUCAUUCAUGCGAACUCAUCUCAAGAAGGACAGAGACAAGUUUAUUUUCCACCUAAGAACUAAGAUCUCUUCAAAUGUCAAACCAUGGUGACCUUUGACCUGGUCACGAGACAACCAAACCUGAUUGGUUUCUGAAUUGCUGUGGUUGCUCCCCCCUCAUCACCAGAAGUUGACUGACCGCUACAGCCGCUGAACCAUGGCAUUAAUUCUGUUCGAGAUCGCACGCUGCGCUGCGACAACAAUCUCUCACCAAAUUAAGACAUGCGCCAGAAUGGGUGCGCACGCCCGCUCGAGACACCAGCCUACAGCAGUUUCCACGCGAACGCUGAAGAGUUCGUCAUUUAGAGACGACGGGAAUGGAUCAGAGAAAUCGUCGUCUGCUGAAGUGGGCGCCAAGCAAAAGACGAGGUCCAGAAAUGACCAACCACUAUCUAAACGCAGCGCAACACACCUGUACCCAUCCCCAAAGCUCAGAAGUAAUAAAGGGCGAUUAGAUAAUGCAAGGACAACCUCCAGUUUGGGCUUUAAAAAUGCUUCCAAAACACCGGAAACACAAAAUGUUCCACGGGCGACUUCAGCUACAAGUGUCUACAUGGAAGAAAUGGUUUACAGUAAACCUAACAUCAGCAAAUCUGUAUCAAAUGUGAAACCAGUACCCAGUGUUUUAGCCCAAGACAUGUUGGGGAAAUCUUCAAAAGAGAGAGAGGGGGCUAAAUCACGCAAGUCACCGAAAAAUUUCGCAAGUGCCACAGAAAAAUUAGAAAACUGGAUAAAGUUUGAUGCUGCGCUUAAAAAUAUUUCCAAGAAUGAGGAUAAAGCUUGCAAGACUGGGUGUCAGAAUAAGGCUUCCUGCCGAAGUAAAUCCGCGACUAAGAAAGAAUCGCCAACUGUUGUCAAAUCAGACAGCCCUUCAGCAACUUUUAAAAGUGAAUCCCUACACAGAAUGUUAACGUUCUCAACACCCAAUGUGCAGACCAGAAACGACAUUGGGGAAGUAAAUGCUGAAAUCAUGAAACUAAGGCGCAAUAAAAACUUAGAAAAAGAUUCUUUAAGAUUUCCCUGGGCUAAAAAAGGUAAUUAUGUUGAUAAUGAAACAGAGGAACUAAUGGAAAUAAGACCAAAAUAUGUCGAACAUAUUUAUGACUUUCAAAAAUCUGGCACCAUAAAAAAGACUAGCUCAAGUUUACCCAGUUUUAACAGUCCAAACUCUAGCCAAGGCUUUACAAAGAUGCCAGAUAAAAAGAAUACAACCAUGUCAAAACGGGAAACUGGCUUUAUUUUAAUAAAUGACACAGCACAGCAAGACAAAAUCAGUAAGAAAACAACCAAAGAACAACCAAGUGGAUUUAUAUUAGUGGAUUCCAUUAAAACUCAGAUGUCAAAGAUGUAUGGAAAAGAUAAAAGAAAUGUUGUGUUUGCUAAUGACAAUCCAAAUGUGAAUGUGAAAAAAGCUACGUCCUUGAAUAGUGUUAUUAGUAAUAAUCCAGGUAUUCCUGUGAAAAAAACAAAGUCUUUAACUGGUGACACUAUUGUUGAUGUUCUUAAAGCUAAGCCUAGUAACUUCAAAAAUAAUGUGAAAAAUGACAAUGAUAGUGCUUUAAAUAGUAAUAAAAAUGUAACUAACAAAAAGGAAAUAAAUCUCCAAAAUGAAAGUACCACAUCUAUUAGAGAAAAAAUGAAAACAGAAAACACACAUGAGCUUGAUCUGAAAAAGAAAGAGAGCGCAGUGAAAUCCGCCCAGGAGAUGUUGAAAGAGAAGAGAGUACAGAUGGAAGAGGCUGUGAGCAAGGAAGUUCUGGCCUUCAGGACCAUCCCAGCUGUUGGCCCUCUCACAGAGUUGCAGACCAGGAUUGUUGAAAAACUCAACAAAAAUAAACAAAACAAAACCAGUGAAGUCUCCAACAACAGCGCCAAACGAAACAAGAAAUCAAAGAGAUCUAAUUCAGCAGAGCCACUGUUGUAUGUUAAACCAGAAGAGCUGCACAAAAAAGAAAGUUCCAGAGUACAAAGCAGGGACAGAAUAAAUUCAGACCUUAAUUCAUGGACUAAAGAGUUAAGCAAAAGACUUGCGGAUUAUCAGGCUCUAUCAAAUGACGUGAAACGAACUGUCAGCGCAACACAAGCAAAUACUGACAAGUCGAAAAAACAAGUUUCACCACUAGCAAGUCCAAGCAAGGCAUCACAAGAAAUUAAAUCACACCUCUAUCUGAACAGCUUGUCUUUCAAAGAAAAUUAUGGGAAAGCCUCAAAAACCCCAGCUCCUAGUUCACCCAAAUAUGACAUCACCCCAAAUGGUUCAGCUACAAGCGUUUCCUCACAGCAUGCACUGGGGACUGGUCUGGAAAAGAAUAGAAAGAAUGCUGAAAAUCAAGACAAGAAAACAAAGACUUCCCCAAUCUUGUCAAAGUCUUGGAUGGGUGGUGCGAAGGAUGCAGCUGCCAACAACAAGGUUGGUGCCAAGAAAACUUCUGCGAGUUCUACAACAAUAAAUACGAUGCCUGCUAACAAAACUGUUAUGUCAAGUGAGAAAUUGGUAUCGAAAGACACCAUAAGUGAAAGGGGAAGUAAUUUAUCUGCCACAGAAGGGAAGAAAAGAGAAAAAGUAUUGGACAGAUAUAUGCUGGAGACUUAUGAAGAUUGGGUCAAGGUAAGGGACAAGCAGUACAUGAAUAACUCAAUGAAACAAAAUUUAAACAGCCUGCAAGCUAAGAAAAUUACAAAAACUUCAAUAAACAGCAAUCAGUUAGUAAACAAAGAUAAAGAAACAAAAAAGAAAACUGUAUCAGGUUUCUUUCAAAGAAAAACUAAAGAUCUAGCUCAAGGUAAAAAAUUGAAUGAUCUCAAAGAAACAGCCACCACAUUGGAUGCGAAAAACAAGCUGGAGAAUUUACUUUACAAAGAUAUCUGUGAUACAUAUAUGAAAAUUCCAGAAAAACAACAACCAAAGUCUGCCAGCACCACUCUUGACAACAGCAGCACCAAAAAGGUCAUCGACCUACAACAAAAUGGCUCCUCAGUGGAUCAAGAUCGCAUUAGCAGACGUUUUGUCACAGAAUUCCAACCCAAAGUGGCGGUGGCAGAAAAAAGCCUAGAAGAAAUCUACACCCUUCUACGCCAGCUACAGCAGAGCAGCCUGGCUCUACAGAGUCUUGUUGAAAAGAUUUCACCCAUCACAGGCGCUGGGCAGCAAAGUGGAGAUAAAAAGGCUCAAAUUCAACAGCUAGUGAAAACAUUUGAUGGCAUGGCAUCAAUGGAGGUAAAUGACUUGGUAGGAGAGAAGAAGCAGCACUCUUUCAGCCAAAAAAAUAAAGAAAUGUUUUCUGCUAAAGAAGGAGAUUUAAGAGAGAAACUGGCCAACCAGAGGCAACAAAAAGCUUACUUUGAUUUGAUGAAAACUUUUGAAGAAAAUAUAAAAAAACAUGAACUUGAGUUAGUAAAAUACAAAAAGAAAUUGACAAAAGCUAAGAUGGAAGGCAUUGAUCUAUUCAAGGGGAAAUGAAUGCAUCAAGCUUUUUUUUAAAAAUUUGAUGCAAUUUUCAAACUACUGGAUGUUAAAAUUAGGAUGAGGGGGGAGCUAAAAUUAUUUUUUUAAAUAUUUAUUUUUUAUUGAUGUAUCAUGCCAUAAUAAACAUUACAAAAAAACAUCAUUGCUUAAAUUUAAAACAUAAGCAGCCAUCUUUACUUCAUUACAUUAUUUCACAAAUAAAAAACAUCACUUUCCAAACCAACACAAAAUAAACAAUAACUAUACAUGAAACUUCUAAAACAAAGCAUUUAUUCCAUGAAUUUGAUAACAAAUAAAAUUGUAUCAACUA
Messenger RNA from Physella acuta, 3819 nucleotides. RefSeq lists its product as uncharacterized. The record is from RefSeq and is a predicted model, not a curated record. Lineage: Eukaryota; Metazoa; Mollusca; Gastropoda; Physidae.